AUGCCCACGGUCAAUGCCCAUCGAUCCUGGAGGUCGUCUGCUGGACGACCUCCAGGCUCGCCCCCUCCAUGGAUGGUUCUACUGGACGACCUCCAGAAUCGUCUCUCUAUGGAUUUAUUCAACUUAAAGUUCUACCUCGCCCAGAAACAACUCCGAGUAGCUCUAUUCCUCCAACUUAAAGUUUGUGGGGAAUUACGCAGCAAGUUUGAACGUGCGGGGACGUUUAUGAAGACAUUACCGCUCGGGGAGAGGGGUAACUUAGCCAAUGUUGGCGCGCCAAGUAAUGCUCGCCUUUCCGGCCACCAGCGGCCCACUCUGACCACCGCGGCGCCUGCUGGCCUCCACCUGUCACGGUACAGGCACGCCCACGCCCCGCCCACGUCCGCCCACGACGCCCACGCCCGCCCACGCCCGCCCACGCCCGCCCAUACCCCUCAACCAUGGCAGCAAAGUUUCUCUGGCGGAAGUAAUCACAUUGUCGAGCUGUGGGCCCCUGAAGGGUCUUCCUCAUCACUUUUAUUGAAAUUCCUGGAACACAGGAGAGUUUCACCAUCAAUCACUCAACACAGGAGAGUCUCACCAUCAAUCACUCAACACAGGAGAGUCUCACCAUCAAUCACCAACAUAGGAGAGUCUCACCAUCAAUCACUCAACACAGGAGAGUCUCACCAUCAAUCACUCAACACAGGAGAGUCUCACCAUCAAUCACUCAACACAGGAGAGUCUCACCAUCAAUCACUCAACACAGGAGAGUCUCACCAUCAAUCACCAACACAGGAGAGUCUCACCAUCAAUCACUCAACACAGGAGAGUCUCACCAUCAAUCACUCAACACAGGAGAGUCUCACCAUCAAUCACUCAACACAGGAGAGUCUCACCAUCAAUCACUCAACACAGGAGAGUCUCACCAUCAAUCACCAACACAGGAGAGUCUCACCAUCAAUCACUCAACACAGGAGAGUCUCACCAUCAAUCACUCAACACAGGAGAGUCUCAUCAUCAAUCACUCAACACAGGAGAGUCUCACCAUCAAUCACCAACACAGGAGAGUCUCACCAUCAAUCACUCAACACAGGAGAGUCUCACCAUCAAUCACUCAACACGGGAGAGUCUCACCAUCAAUCACUCAACACAGGAGAGUCUCACCAUCAAUCACCAACACAGGAGAGUCUCACCAUCAAUCACUCAACACAGGAGAGUCUCACCAUCAAUCACUCAACACGGGAGAGUCUCACCAUCAGUCACUCAACACAGGAGAGUCUCACCAUCAGUCACUCAACACAGGAGAACUUGACUGUGCACAGCCAAGCUUGGUGUGUGAGGAGAGCUGCCCUGGUCUACGAGGAAGGGGCGAGCAAAGGAAGUGAAGUUAAAGACUAUGGACUCGAGUAA
Messenger RNA from Procambarus clarkii (red swamp crayfish), 1392 nucleotides. The record is from RefSeq and is a predicted model, not a curated record. NCBI's taxonomy places the organism in Eukaryota, Metazoa, Arthropoda, Malacostraca, Decapoda, Cambaridae.